This is a messenger RNA of Westerdykella ornata, 2538 nucleotides long. RefSeq lists its product as uncharacterized. Gene Ontology annotation, cellular component: nucleus. The record is from RefSeq and is a predicted model, not a curated record. Bases 260 to 2446 code for a protein of 728 amino acids. The transcript is spliced from 6 exons. Gene Ontology annotation, biological process: DNA-templated transcription; regulation of DNA-templated transcription. Gene Ontology annotation, molecular function: transcription cis-regulatory region binding; zinc ion binding; DNA-binding transcription factor activity, RNA polymerase II-specific. Lineage: Eukaryota; Fungi; Ascomycota; Dothideomycetes; Pleosporales; Sporormiaceae.
GUCUGAACACAGGGCUGCACUUCCUCCGUAGGUUAGAUAACCUGCUCGGCGCACUCAAUUGGUUACAAUUCAAUUAGGUCAUUAGAAACGUAGGGAUUACGGUUCAUUAUACCUAGAAAGAGACGCUUUCAGCCCAAUUACUUUGUCUCUUACCCUAUACCCCUGUGAAACCAAGCCCGGCGGUUCAGUCGGAGGUGUAAACCCGCAAUACGACGGCCCUCAUUCAUGAUUCCGACAUCGUUCAGAGACAAUCCACAAAAUGGAAGAAGUUGAACAACCGUCCGGGCCGUCCGGAGAGCGGCAGACACGCACCGCUCAAGCAUGCCAACGUUGCCGGAGUCUGAAGACACGGUGUCUGCCAAGCGAGCGGGCAGGAACAUGUCAAAGGUGCUUUCAAGCAAAGAGGGACUGUACGUGGGCGGAGAUACCACGAAAGGCUAGACGAGCAAGGGGUCCUUCACGUAUCUCUCAAGUCGAGCAGAAAAUUGACGGGUUGGUGGCUACACUCGUCAAUUCAGAUGUUGCUCGGCCUGCAGCGGAGCCCGGACCUCUCCAGUCAACACAACCGCCCAGUCAUGGUAGCGGCACAGUGGCUCUUCCUGCCCAUACACGCUCUUCUGUCCCUGGCCGUUGGCAUCCGGUUGCAUCAUCGUCUGAGCAACCUUCGGAAUCAGAUCAGGAACAGCGCUCCGAGCAGGAUCGACGUUUCGCUGAACGGAUCCGCCAAAUUCAUCAUUUCGGCGACGAUGAAUCCGACUUGACUAGGCCUCCUGGCAGUAUGUUCAGCACUGCUGCGCGCGAUGAGGCACCUAUCCAAGGAGACCUAGUACAGGAACUGCUUUCGAGUGGUGAGGCCGACAAUCUGUUGAACGAGUAUCGCUCUAUGACUGAGUCGUACCCCUUUGUGCCUGUUCCAUCGCACGUCACUGCGCGUGAGCUCAGUUCCAGCAAGCCGAUGGUUUUUCUUGCCAUAUUGACCGUAUCAUCAUGGAAAAACCAUGCCCGUCAGAGGUCGCUCGAUGAGAAGUACCGUGUGGAGCUGGCGAACCGCACAAUCAUUCACCCGCGACGAACCCUGUCACUGCUUCAAAGCAUGCUCGUCUAUCUCGCAUGGUACCAUUUUCUGUUUAGCCACCAAACCCAGCAAAUAUACUCUCUCCUUCAGCUCGCGGUGGGAUUGGCAAUGGACCUUGGCCUGUAUCAGGAGCACAAAAGAGGGCUGCCUGUCCUAGGAAGGCAACGAUUCCGACCACCUUCUCCUGAAGAACAGCGGGACCGACAACGUGCUUUCCUCGGUUGCUAUUAUCUAUCUUCUGCAAUUGCCAUGGCUAUGAUGAAACCGAACCUACUCAAGUACACUGAGUACAUGGGAAAGUGUGGGAGGAAUCUCUACGUCAACCACGAAUUCGAAUCAGACAAGAUCAUCAUGCGGCUGAUUUCACUGCGCCGUAUUGAUGAUCAGAUCCACGACAGCUUCGACGUGGAAGAUGCGGCGAAUCUACCCAUCACAGACUCGAGGGUCUCUAUGAACUUGCGGUUUAUUGAAACUCAGCUGGAGGAGUGGAAGAGAGAUAAGAAUGAAGCGGACUGUGAGAGUAGAGUCCUCGACCUUUGUCACGCCUUCACUGACAUGCAGCUCCACGCCGUAUCUCUCCGCCCCGCACCACUAGAACUCCACCACCAAGGAGUCAGCAACACUACACAACUGAACUCCCUGCUCGCCACUCUCGAAGCCGGUAAACGCUUUCUCGACACCCUCGUCGCGUUCCCCACCUCCUUAUACCACACCAUAUCUUUCGCAGAAUGGAUCCGCUUCCCGCACGUCGUCGUCACCGUCUCCCGUCUCUGUCUAUCGAACGAAUCCCUGGCCACACUUCAGUGGGACGCUAAGGCUGCCCAGGACCGCGUGAGACUGGAUUUGUAUCUGGAGAGUCUGUGCUACAGGAUGCAGGGACUUUCGACGUAUGAUGGCCGGACACAGAAGAUGCUGGAUUUCUGGCAGGUGAUGCACAUGAUUAUGGAUUUGACCCGGGGGUGGUAUGCCAGGAGAGUGCAAGGGAUCAAUAACAAUGGGAAGAAGGGCACGAGGUCUGGGGGGAGAAGGUCCCAACACGCAACGCCUGGCGAGAGUAUGCCCACGCCAGAAACGAUGGAAGGGUUUGGGCAGUGUACCGCCGUUACAGACCAGGUGCCACCUAAGAUGCAAGGGUUCCAGAUAGGGAAUGUUGUUCCACAGGGGUCGUCGACGGGUGAUUUCUCGGGAGAGUAUGUGUCCGGAGUGGAAUAUAUGGAUGCGGGAGGUAUGCCGAUGGGUGAUAUGGGAGGGGACCCUUUUGCGUUCAUGCGGGAUAUGGAUAUUGACAUGGAUGCUUUCCUGGAUAUGGGGAUUUGGGGCACUGAGAGCUAUGAGGGGAUGGGUUUUGGGGGAGGAAACAUGGGGAUGUGAAUGACUGAGUAAUAAGGUGCAAUGCGCCGUCGAUUAGGGCAACUUCCUGUUCUCGCAUGUCUACAUGCAUCCUCACUAUCUUACUAUAUCAG